AUGGAAGACACGAUCUCAGAAGUCAUGAGCUUACUCCCUCCAGGAUUCAGAUUCCAUGCCUCUGAUGAGGAGCUUCUGCUUCGUUACUUGAAGCCCAAGAUUCUUGGACAACCUGAUGAACCCUACUACAACAUAAUCCCAGAGAUCGACGCAUGCAAGUUCGAACCUUGGGAGUUGCUGCACAUUUUCGGUCACAUGUUCAACAGUAAGGAACUGUUUUUCUAUUGCUGUGUGAAACGCAAGUACUUGAAGAGCAAGCGCGCCAACCGCACGACAGUAGCUGGUUACUGGAAAGUGACCAGCAAGGAACGCCGCAUCAUGAGUGAGGACACCAACCAGCUGAUAGGAAUCAAGAAGACAUUGGUGUUCUACGAAGGGCGCCUGCCUGAAGGCAAAAGGACCAACUGGAUGCUACCUUAUGUGGCAAGUCGGAUCAAGAAAAAGAAAGACAAGAAUCUGAUGAUGGGUCACGCUCCAACAAUCAGCCCUGAGGGUUAUUCAAGUAGUCUUUACACAUGCACUAGCAAUGUAUUAGGCCCCGCUGUGAAUCAAGAAGGGGACUUGCCGAGCUUAUGCAACACCCCCAACAAUGAAGUUGCGGAUAACCAAGGAGCUGCUGAUGCUCAACCCCAGAUAUCACCGGGAGAGUUUGUGGAUAUGCUAACUCCGUUUCAGCCACUGGAUGACUAUCCAUCACACCAUGACAACGCUCCAGCCUAUCAGUCACAGGCAGGUGCAGAGGAAAGAUGGUUGUCCUCUCUAAAUUUCUCAGUUAACCACGAUAGGGAUGAGUUUGUCUAUGGACCCAUAGACAAUUUAGUGAAUGAGGGCUUCUCUGCUACAGCAUUUGACAAUAAUUGGAGCAAUGUCUACGGACCUCUUUGCUACGACGUUUGCCAAUGA
This is a messenger RNA of Eucalyptus grandis, 903 nucleotides long. Its product is annotated as NAC domain-containing protein 62-like. Gene Ontology annotation, biological process: regulation of DNA-templated transcription. The record is from RefSeq and is a predicted model, not a curated record. Bases 1 to 903 code for a protein of 300 amino acids. The transcript is spliced from 3 exons. Gene Ontology annotation, molecular function: DNA binding. Lineage: Eukaryota; Viridiplantae; Streptophyta; Magnoliopsida; Myrtales; Myrtaceae.